AUAUAUGGAUGAAAUAUUCAAUAAUGCAUUCUUAUAAAGAGGUAACAUUAGCUAUUGACGUCGCUCGCACGUCAUCGAUAAAUACAAGGUGUCCCGAAAACCUGAACCAAUAGAGUCUUCAUAGUCAUUUAUCCAUUAAUCCCAAUGCCCGAUCGCAAUUUUCGGGACACUUAAGUACAGGAGAAGAAUGUCAAGCAGGCUCAAAGGGUAAAACACGAGUUGUAUGCGACCAGGCGCACAACUCUGUCGGGCGGUUCAUCAGUCGGCAGGCAUAAGCGGCUGACACGCGCCUGGUAGGUCCUCGGCAGGGGUGGGGAAAAGGCAGCCGGACAAGAUCAGUAGCGUGAAUAUCGAUUCAGUCUCGCGCAAACCACCCCCAUGUGCUGCCUGCAGCGCACUUGUACUCCGCUUUGCUGCCAUGCCCGUUGUAAUAAACAACAAAAACGCACGACGACGCGAAUAUUGUCAAUACAAAGUGGCCCGUCGUCGUCGUUAAAAACACGUUAAUAGAAGAAACGAACGAGAUCAACGAUAUCGUCAUCGUCGAAGACGCCAAUCGGAUACUCCGAUUAUGUGGCGCCGAUCGUGAUUAUUGAUUCUAAGGGUGACGUGUUGGUUUUUCCCAUUUUUUUUCUAAAAUCUAGAGGAGAGAAUUCAUUGCAGCGCUAAGAAAAGGAAAGUAGCGCGCGCUUUCAUCAUCCCUUCGUGUCAUCGCCGUUAUCACCCUCUUUGCGAGCGCGUCGCGCGAACAGGAAGCGCCGCCGCUGCCGGCGCGUGGCGUUAUUAUUCGGAAAGGAAGCUCAUUCUCCAUCUACGUGAGACUACUAUCUCAACGUCAAAUAUGAUGCGACCUCGUCAUUCGCAGACCGAGCUGUGCUACUCUUGACUACGAAUCACAGGCGCCGAGGAACAAGUGCGGAACGAGACGAGAGCUGACGAGUACCCCAUCGAGGUGGUACCAUGUCUUCGAUAUCAGCGCAGGGUGUCGUCGAACGUGCCAGCGCAGAAUUGACCAAACGAAUUAACGGCCUGGGAUUGCGGACGUCGAAGCAUCAUGGGAGCGGAAAGACCAGUGUCAUGGAACGCGUGACAAACGUCUUUUGUGGCGGAAGUGGCAGUGUCGCUUACAUGAAUUUGCAAAGCGCGAAUAAUGCAAACGCAACGCCCGAAAAGCCCAGCCGAAGUGUCGCGCAGACUAUUAACAAUGUAUCGACGGGCAACAAUAAGGAACGUUUGAAUAAUGUCACCCCAAGCAGAGCUAGAAUACCCAGGAACAGAAUAAAAAUGGCUGUACCGCUGGCUAGCGGAGGAACCGGAGGAUACGUACCACCAGUUACGUGGGAGCAGCUAAUACAGGAUGACAAUUUCCUCGGCCGGUUUUUUCUCUAUUUCAGUCCUACAGAGAGAAGAAUUUUAGCUCAGGUUUGUACGAGAUGGAGAGACAUUCUGUAUGCAAGACCGCGUCUUUGGGCGGGUUUGGUGCCAGUGAUACGAUGCCGUGAAGCUCGCGCUAUGCAGCCGACCUUGCGUACCCGGUUAUAUGCUUCCUUAAUAAGAAGAGGUUUUGACUCCUUGGUCCUUCUAGGUGCGACCGAUGAAGAUAUUCCGGAAUUAACACGCGGUUUUCCAUUGGCACAACGAUACGUGCAUUCUUUGUCAUUACGAUGCUGCGCGGUAACGGAUAGAGGUCUAGAGGCUCUUUUGGAUCACUUACAGGCUUUGUACGAGCUUGAAUUAACUGGCUGCAAUGAAAUAACGGAAGCUGGAUUAUGGGCAUGCCUCACCCCUAGAAUAGUAUCAUUGUCUUUGUCGGAUUGCAUCAAUGUGGCCGAUGAGGCCGUCGGUGCCGUGGCUCAGCUAUUGCCAAGUCUUUACGAAUUUUCUCUGCAAGCUUAUCACGUUACUGAUGCUGCGCUUGGUUACUUCAGUGCAAAGCAAAGCAGUGCACUUAGCAUCUUGAAAUUGCAGUCCUGCUGGGAGCUCACAAAUCACGGCGUAGUAAAUAUUGUACAUUCCUUGCCCAAUCUGACUGUGUUGUCACUUUCUGGAUGCAGUAAAGUGACUGACGACGGUGUCGAAUUAAUUGCGGAAAACUUGCCAAGACUUCGUUGCUUAGACCUGAGCUGGUGCUCAAGGAUUACAGAUGCAGCCUUAGAAUACAUUGCCUGUGAUUUGAAUAAUUUAGAAGAACUCACGUUAGAUAGGUGUGUACACAUCACGGAUAUUGGUGUCGGUUACAUUUCAACGAUGGUAUCGUUGAGCGCUUUGUUUUUAAGAUGGUGUUCGCAACUUAGGGAUUUCGGACUUCAACAUUUAUGCGUAAUGAGAUCUUUGCAGGUGUUAUCCGUGGCAGGUUGCCCAUUGCUGACAAGUAGUGGUUUAUCCAGUCUGAUUCAGCUUCGACACUUACACGAGUUAGAACUAACUAACUGUCCAGGAACAUCGCGAGAAUUGUUUGAUUACCUACGUGAACAUCUACCGCGUUGCCUAAUCAUCGAAUAAACGAUGUUUAAUGAAAAUAUAUCCGCGACAAAAUAAGAUUCUUUAUAUGCGAAUGUAGAUGUAUGUGUCAAACAAGGAGUGUUAAGCUGCGAGGAAUAGAUCUUAUAACUGCAGGAAUUUCGCAGAAAGCAAUACUUUGAAUGAAAAACAAAAACGGUAUAAUUGAAGAGAGCAGUAUAAACAGAUAAGAAGCAACUGAGACGUCCAAAUAAUAUGAAAGAACAAUAUGUUUUUUCCUCGUAAUGGUCUAAGAAAAAAAACACUAGCCCUCAAAACGUGCAAAAUAUUAACGCAUAGACAAUUUUUAAUAACGUCCCAUGCACUUUCGUUCGUAUUUUUUUAUUCGGCCAUGUAAUCACACAUUACGGGCAUGUAAGAUUGCAAUUUGUGUCUAAUAUCGAUUAGACGAAGCAUAAAAGAGACUCUCAUGCCUAUGUAUUGUAAUGAUCUUGUACAGAAGAAUUGAAUUAUCUCGAUAUUGUACAUUAGAAGAGAUUGAUAACGCAUCAGAAAGAAGAGAGUCCUUCUUUUUUUGCUUCUAGUAAUGUAGAGAAAGCUCGAGUAAACGUAUAUGGCAAGAGACUCAACAGUUAGGACUGUGAUAAAUUUAUAUUGUUCGUAAUUCUAAUUGGUUCGCAUACAUUUAAACGAUUAAGUCAUCCGAGUGCAUCCGAGGCACGCACACAAAAGUCGUGAAGCAAUUGAGUAAUUGUUCGAGUAUGUAUCGAUUAUAUUUAAUUGUUGCUCGAUUGCUGAUCUCCGCCGAAUGCGCCCAUUUAAAAAGUGCGCAUCGUCCCAUUUUUUGCGAUCGUAGCUGCAACACAUUACACACAUGUUGCUUGAAAGAAAGUAGCAAAUACCGAUUACACAGAAGGUAACAUUCCAAGCCAUUUUAUCCUCAGCAACCUCUAUUCAUAAAUACGUGAUUCGUGUUAUUUGUUUGACGAUACAUAUUGUAGAUGAAGAAUUGAGGUUCACUAUUUAUUGCACCCACAAUAAUGUGGUAACAUCGUCAUUUAUACGUUACCUUUAUAUAUAUAUACAAAUAUAUCCCUGUGCAAUUAGUGUUUUCUAAAUUUAAGACUUUUCGCUAGGUAUAUAUUCUUUGUGGUUUUUGACUAAGUAUACAUCUAUUUAAUGUAACAUAUAAUUAGGCAAAAUAUUUUGCAUGCGUUUUAAAUGGAUAAUUUUAACAAUUUAUAUUACGUCGAUAUAUGUAUUUAUAUAUCCUUUAUUAAUAUUGUAUCAAAUAAGUAGUCUAUUAAUGUAUCAUAAUUUAAUGAUUAAACUAGUACAUCAUAUUUAUCAAUUUAAUCGAGCGCUGCAUGUUUGAGUUGUGUAUUAGGACAACAGCAAUAAUAUGCCAAAAAAAUACGUCCUAAUUUGUCUAAAACACAACUUCAAAAGAUGCAGUGUGGCAUAUAUUGUGCAAUCAGUAUUAUAUAUUUAUAUAUUUUCUAAAUUUAAGAUGUUUCAUUAGCUUCUUUUUUGUCGUUAUAAAUUAAGUAUAUAUUAAUGUAAUUAGGUAAACUACUUUGCUAAGAAUAAUUCUUAAAUUUAGAAAACAUUUUUUGCGCAAUAUAUCACUACAUGUCUAAUAUCUUUCAUAAAAUCCAUUUUUAUAAUAAGUUUUAUCAGAAUGCUAUGUAUUUUUUAUUUACUACAGUCUCGGUAAUAAUUCUAGCAUUCAAUUCUAAGAUUAAUUCUAUUAAAUUGAGUUAUGAAGUAGAUGAUCUCUCAAAGCAAUCUGAUAAUUGUGUGCAAAUAUAAUUUCUACGUGUUGUCACAUGUUUAGCACAUAUGCCUUUGUACAUAUUGUACAAAUUAUACUUGAUAAUUCUGUUAUCAAUCAAAACUGAGCAUAGAUAUAUCUACACAGGUGGUUAUAUUGGAAAACUAAAUCACAUUAUGAAAUAUCAUUCACAGAUGCAACGUUAACUGACGAUACAAAAUAAUAUGAUGGAAUGUGCUGUAAAAUAAAAAUUUAUUGACCAGA
Nylanderia fulva is the source of this 4498-nucleotide messenger RNA. RefSeq lists its product as uncharacterized. Gene Ontology annotation, cellular component: SCF ubiquitin ligase complex. Gene Ontology annotation, biological process: SCF-dependent proteasomal ubiquitin-dependent protein catabolic process. Gene Ontology annotation, molecular function: protein binding. NCBI's taxonomy places the organism in Eukaryota, Metazoa, Arthropoda, Insecta, Hymenoptera, Formicidae. The record is from RefSeq and is a predicted model, not a curated record.